AUGUGUUCAGCCAUCAUCUUGAAGUUCAGAGCACCUGGUUCUUCCACUGGGCUCAUCAGCACUGACAUCAGAUGUGAGGAGAAACUCCCAGGAGAAGCUUUGAGGGAUUGCCUCAACCCUCAGAACUUCAAAAUGCUUGUCCAUCAGGUGGUGGUGGAAGUGACUGGUUUGGGCACUGAUUUUGCAUUUCAGGCAACCAAGCUCAUCAAUACACUGAAUAUUGGUUUUGGACACAGAGAAAGGGCAGCCAUUGCCUGGACAGCAAAUGCUCCCCCAUCCAUUGAAGAGAUUGAAGUUGAUCCAACAAAGGCUGGUGAAGUUCGAAUUAAUGUAAAUAUAAAUGAGACUUUUAGCAGCAGUAUUCUUUCUCCAAAUGGAUUAAUGUUAGAUGGAACCAGAUUUACCUGCAGAGGAAGGCAGAUUUAUCAUCUUUAUGGCACUAGCACAUUCACUGAAUAUACUGUUAGGCGUGAAACUGCAGUGGGUAAAAUUGAUGCUGCUGCUCCCAAGGAUAAAGUCUGUAUCAUAAGCUGUGAGGUGCCUACAGGCUUUGGACCUAUGUUUAACACUGCAAAGGUCACACCUGGUUCUACAUGUGCCAUCUUUGGCCUAAGAGGUGUCAGUCUUUCUGCUGUAAUCAGUUAUAAAGCAGCAGGAGCUUCCAGAAUCAUAGUUAUUGACAUCAAAAGUGAGAAGUUUACAAAGGCCAGAGCCCUUGGAGCCACCGACUGCCUCGAUCCUAGAGACCUAGAUAAACCCAUUCAGGAGAUCAUCGUUGAAAUGACCAAUGGAGGUGUGGAUUUUGCCUUUGAGUGUGUAGGUGGAGCUAAAAUCAUGAGAGCAGCCCUUGACAGCAUAACAGUAGGUUGGGGAGUAUGUAUCAUUGGAGUAAACAUUGGUGACAACGGAUUGAGUGUUUCUGCAGUGGAGCUAAUAAUGGGCCGUACUCUAAAUGGAACAAGCUUUGGGGGUUGGAAAGAUAUCAAUUCUGUCCAAAAGCUGGCUGCUGACUACGAGAAUAAGAAAUUCGAUCUGGAUGCAUUGGUGUCCCAUACCCUUGCCUUUGACAAAGUUAAUGAGGCAUUUGACCUAAUGUACCAAGGAAAAAGCAUUAGGACAGUCCUGCUCUUUUGACAACUCCAGGAACAAUUUGGAAUACUAGCUGACUAAAUCUGAACCUGUCUGGUUAAUUCAUUACCUGAUAUGAUGAACAAUGAUAACUGUUCAAGAUGCUGCAGACUGAACCAUCAAUUCCACCCCUGGACAGAGGACACCGCCACUGGCUUGACUGCCAUUACUGCCACAGGAAAUUAAGUCUGCAGUAGAGAAGGAGUGAGGGGCUUGCUUCUUCUCCCUUCUGUGUUCCACCUCCUCCCACCACUUGCUAGCUACUGCUUCAAGUCCCCUCAAUUGUCCAGCCUGGAAAAGAGGAGAAAUUUAGAGGAAAAGAGUACAUUUUAUACAACAAA
Messenger RNA from Balaenoptera musculus (blue whale), 1469 nucleotides. Its product is annotated as all-trans-retinol dehydrogenase [NAD(+)] ADH4-like. Gene Ontology annotation, biological process: formaldehyde catabolic process. The record is from RefSeq and is a predicted model, not a curated record. NCBI's taxonomy places the organism in Eukaryota, Metazoa, Chordata, Mammalia, Artiodactyla, Balaenopteridae. Gene Ontology annotation, cellular component: cytosol. Gene Ontology annotation, molecular function: S-(hydroxymethyl)glutathione dehydrogenase [NAD(P)+] activity; zinc ion binding.